This is a messenger RNA of Boleophthalmus pectinirostris (great blue-spotted mudskipper), 3801 nucleotides long. It is a transcript of the gene ppfia4, whose product is annotated as PTPRF interacting protein alpha 4. Gene Ontology annotation, molecular function: protein binding. Gene Ontology annotation, cellular component: presynaptic active zone. The record is from RefSeq and is a predicted model, not a curated record. Gene Ontology annotation, biological process: synapse organization. The transcript is spliced from 30 exons. NCBI's taxonomy places the organism in Eukaryota, Metazoa, Chordata, Actinopteri, Gobiiformes, Gobiidae.
GUUGGUACAUGUGGUAGUCCAUGGCGCGCCGGGUUGGGCCGACAAUUUGCACAAGGGCUGAGCCGAUGCCGGAUAAUAUGGAUGGAAGGUCAAACCCCGUUUCGCCAUUCGCAUCACUUUGAUAAGUGACACUGGCCUUGUAGCGCAGCCGUAGAACCGUGGAAGAGGAGGGAAGAUGAUGUGCGAAGUGAUGCCCACCAUCAGUGAGGGGGACACGGGCGCCCCUCCGCGAGGCCCAGGGGGGGUCCAGAACGGCUCGGAGCAGGAGGCCAACUUUGAGCAGCUCAUGGUGAAUAUGCUGGACGAACGUGACAAGCUGCUAGAAUCCCUCCGAGAAACACAGGAAACGCUGAUCCAGUCCCAGAGCAAACUGCAGGGGGCGCUACACGAGAGGGACAUGUUACAGAGACAGAUCAACGCCUCGCUGCCUCAGGAGUUCGCAACGUUGACGAAGGAGCUGAACAUUUGCAGAGAGCAGCUUCUGGAGAAAGAAGAGGAGAUUUCUGAGCUCAAGGCCGAGAGGAACAACACUCGGUUGCUGCUGGAGCACCUGGAGUGCCUGGUGUCGCGUCACGAGCGCAGUCUGAGAAUGACUGUGGUGAAGAGACAAGCCCCGCCCCCCUCCGGCGUGUCCAGCGAAGUGGAGGUCCUCAAAGCUCUCAAGUCUCUGUUUGAACACCACAAAGCCCUGGACGAGAAGGUGCGUGAGCGGUUGAGGGUGGCUCUGGAGCGAGUGGCCACUUUAGAGGGACAGUUAGCCUCCACGACACAAGAGCUGAACUUGGCGCGGCAGAGGAAAGACGGAGACUCGGCAGAUGGAUCCAAACCAACAUGGAAGAGACUUCCAAAUGGUUCAAUAGAUGCCCAUGACGAUGGGAGCAGAGUCUCUGAGCUCCAAGAACUUUUGGACCGGGCCAACAAAGACCUGGCCCAGAGCCGGGACCACACGGCCUCCCUGAACGCACGAGUGGCCGAACUGGAGGCGGAGCUAACCAACACGAGAAGAGAGCUCAGCCGUACAGAGGAGCUGUCAAUCAAACAGCAGAGGGAGCAGAGAGAGCAAAAAUUUUAAAUCUAUUUUACUGUGCAGAGAGAGGACAUGGAGGAGAGGAUCACCACACUGGAGAAGCGUUACCUGGCGGCUCAGAGAGAAACCACCCACAUCCACGACCUCAACGACAAACUGGAGAAUGAGCUGGCCACCAAGGACUCUCUGCACCGACAGAGUGAGGAGAAGGUGCGUCAGUUGCAGGACUUGCUGGAGCUGGCGGAGCAGAGACUGGCACAAACUCUGAGGAAAGCCGAGACACUGCCCGAGGUUGAGGCAGAGCUCGCCCAGCGGGUGGCAGCACUCUCCAAGGCUGAGGAGCGUCAUGGCAACGUGGAGGAGAGGCUCAGACAGCUGGAGUCACAACUAGAGGAGAAGAACCAGGAGCUGGGGAGGGCUCGUCAGAGAGAGAAGAUGAACGAGGAGCAUAACAAGCGCCUGUCCGACACAGUGGACCGUCUCCUCACAGAGUCCAAUGAGAGGCUGCAGCUGCAUCUGAAGGAACGCAUGGCUGCUCUAGAGGACAAGAACUCCCUGAUUCAGGAUCUGGAAAACUGUCAGAAGCAGCUAGAGGAGUUCCAUCACACCAGGGAGCGGUUGAUCGGAGAGAUUGAAAAGCUCAGGAAUGAGAUCGAUCAUUUGAAACGUCGCAGUGGAGCCUUUGGUGAUGGGACACAUCCAAGGUCCCACCUGGGCAGUGCCAGUGACCUGCGCUUCUCUGUGGUGGAGGGGCAGGAGGGGCACUACAGCACCACAGUGAUCCGACGUGCUCAGAAAGGAAGGCUGACUGCGCUCCGAGACGACCCAAACAAGGUGUGCGCUGUUUUCGGCCAGGAUUACCCCUCCCUCCGUGGCUCUGUCACUCACCUCUUGGGCAGCGACGUGGAGGCAGAGUCUGACAUGGACGACGAUGUUAGCUCCGCCCUCCUCUCCCCCAGUGGCCAAUCGGAUGCGCAGACUCUGGCGCUAAUGUUACAGGAGCAACUCGACGCGAUCAAUGAAGAGAUCAGGAUGAUCCAGGUGGAGCGUGAGUCUGCAGACCUCCGUUCAGAGGGUCUGGACUCUCGUGUGAACAGCAGCAGUAUGGACGGUCUGAACGUGACCCUUCGCCCGCGCGCUCUGCCCACCUCCGCCACAGCGCAGUCCCUGGCCUCCUCCACGUCACCCCCCACCAGCGGGCACUCCACGCCCAAACACCACACACGCAACGCAGGGCAUCACCUCGGCAUCAUGACCCUGCCGAGUGAUUUGAGAAAACAUCGCAGGAAAGUAGCAUCUCCGGUCGAAGUGGACAAAGCUACAAUCAAAUGUGAAACGUCGCCGCCUUCGUCUCCUCGAAGUUUACGACUCGAAACAAACUUCGCUCAGUUCACGGGAAGUCUGGAGGACGGACGCGGCAAAGCGAAAAAAGGCAUUAAGUCCUCCAUCGGUCGCCUGUUUGGGAAAAAGGAGAAGGGUCGAAUGGAGCCUUCAGUGGGAAGAGAAGGACAACAGCUGUCUGCAUUAACAGAUUUUGAAAUGGGCGUUGGUGACACCAUGACUCUGGGCAAACUGGGCACUCAGGCAGAGAGGGAUCGCAGGAUGAAGAAAAAACAUGAGCUUCUAGAAGAUGCCAGAAAAAAAGGGCUUCCGUUCGCUCAGUGGGACGGUCCAACGGUUGUGUCCUGGCUGGAGUUGUGGGUGGGGAUGCCGGCCUGGUACGUGGCUGCCUGCAGAGCGAACGUGAAGAGUGGGGCAAUCAUGUCCGCACUGUCCGACACAGAGAUCCAGAGGGAGAUCGGGAUCAGUAACCCUCUGCACAGACUCAAACUCAGGCUCGCCAUUCAGGAGAUGGUGUCCCUGACCAGCCCCUCCGCACCCCUCACUUCCAGAACGUCGUCCGGAAAUGUGUGGGUGACUCAUGAGGAGAUGGAGAACCUGGCGUCAAACACCAAAGCGGAGAAUGAAGAGGGCAGCUGGGCACAGACGUUGGCGUACGGGGACAUGAAUCACGAGUGGAUUGGUAACGAGUGGUUGCCGAGCCUAGGCCUGCCUCAGUACAGGUCCUACUUCAUGGAGUGUUUAGUGGACGCUCGAAUGUUGGACCAUCUCACCAAGAAAGACCUGCGCAGCCACCUCAAGAUGGUCGACAGCUUCCACAGGGCGAGUCUGCAGUAUGGGAUCAUGUGCCUGAAGAGACUCAACUAUGACCGGAAAGACCUGGACCGAAGACGAGAGGACGCUCACCAUGACAUGAAGGACGUUCUGGUGUGGACCAAUGAGCAGGUGAUCCACUGGGUGCAGUCCAUCGGUCUGAGGGAGUAUAGUGGGAACCUCCUGGAGAGCGGAGUCCACGGAGCUCUGCUGGCCCUGGACGAGACCUUCGACUACAGUGGCCUGGCCCUCAUACUGCAGAUUCCCAUGCAGAAUACACAGGCUCGUCAGGUUUUGGAAAGAGAGUUCAACAACUUACUGGCCCUGGGCACAGACCGCCGACUUGAGGAGUCAGGAGAUGAUAAGUCGUUCCGGCGCUCCCCCUCGUGGCGUAAACGGUUCCGGGCCCGUGAGGGGGGCUCCGGUCUGGGCAUGAUGGCUGGGUCUAUGGAGACUCUACCUGCUGGGUUCAGAAUGCCCUCCAUGUCAAUGCCCCCCAAUGUGAACCUGCAUAUGCACAAGAAACAGCUGCAGCCUGAAGCCCCGCCUCCAGCUCCUCCGAGACUUGACCCCUCGGCGGUGAGGACCUACUCAUGCUAACUCUCUCUGCUAACUAACAG